AUGGAUGUAGCCAACUUACAAACUGUUGGAUUCUCUUUUAUACUUGGGGUAAUUAGCACCGAAGAAAGCAUAGCCACCGAAGCAGAGCCCAAGCCAAGCGGAGAUUUUCCCGUUGUCACUACAUCAACUGAUUCAAGUGACGUAAUCACGGUCGUAGUCACUCGCAAGCCGUCCAGCCUUAGUACCAAAGAAAACAUAGUCAGCCAAGCAAAAUCAGUGUCAACCACAAACGUUCCCGAUGUUAUAAGCUCAGCUACUAAGAUCAGAGCAACCAACAUUGUGAGAGUUGGAGGUACGGAACUGUCAACUGUUGGAGAUUCUGUAGCAACAGUCGAAACUGUCACUAUUUCGGCCUAA
Strongylus vulgaris is the source of this 357-nucleotide messenger RNA. The record is from the annotation of a GenBank genome assembly. Lineage: Eukaryota; Metazoa; Nematoda; Chromadorea; Rhabditida; Strongylidae.